Molecule: messenger RNA, 3431 nt
Organism: Castor canadensis (American beaver)
Lineage: Eukaryota; Metazoa; Chordata; Mammalia; Rodentia; Castoridae
Source: RefSeq, a predicted model, not a curated record
UCUGCCUCUCUCAUGUGGCUUUUGAAGUCAUCAGGCAUCAUUGCAAACCGCCCCUGGCCUCGAGUCUCCCUCACAGUCAUCACCACCGCCAUCAUUCUGACCAUGGCUGUGUUCAACAUGUUUUUCCUGAGUGACUCAGAGGAAGCAAUCCCUCCAACUGCCAAUACAUCGAAUGUAAAUUUGUCUGCCUCAAAUAACCAAGCGGCGACUCUGCGUGCGCAAAACUUAUUUUUCGUCCCGUACUUCAUAUACAGCUGCAUUCUGGGCUUGAUAUCCUGCUCAGUUUUCCUGAGGGUGAAUUAUGAGUUGAAAAUGGUGAUCAUGAUGGUGGCGAUGGUGGGCUACAACACCAUCUUGCUCCACACCCAUGCCCACGUUCUAGAUGCCUACAGCCAGGUCUUGUUUAAGAGACCAGGCAUUUGGAAAGACCUGAAGACCAUGGGCUCUGUGUCACUCUCUAUUUUUUUCAUCACACUACUGGUUCUGGGUAGACAGGAGUUAUACCACCAGUCCUAUGACUGUGUCUGCGUCAUGUUUGCCUCCAUUCCGGAUUUCAAAGAAUUCUACACAGAAUCAGAUGUGAACAAGGAGGGCUUGGAAUGCCUUCGACUCCUGAAUGAGAUCAUCGCAGACUUUGAUGAUCUGCUGUCCAAGCCAAAGUUCAGUGGAGUUGAAAAGAUCAAGACAAUCGGCAGCACAUACAUGGCUGCAACAGGACUGAGUGCUGUGCCCAGCCAGGAGCACGCUCAGGAGCCUGAACGUCAAUACAUGCACAUAGGCACCAUGGUGGAGUUUGCUUUUGCCCUUGUGGCAAAACUGGAUGCCAUCAACAAGCACUCCUUCAAUGACUUCAAACUGAGAGUGGGUAUUAACCAUGGACCUGUAAUAGCCGGUGUCAUUGGGGCCCAGAAGCCACAAUAUGAUAUCUGGGGCAACACUGUCAAUGUAGCCAGCAGGAUGGACAGCACUGGAGUGUUGGACAAAAUCCAGGUUACUGAAGAGACAAGCCUCAUCCUCCAGACGCUCGGAUACACAUGCACAUGUAGAGGAAUAAUCAAUGUGAAAGGAAAGGGGGACCUGAAGACGUACUUUGUAAACACAGAGAUGUCGCGGUCCCUUUCCCAGAGUAAUGUGGCAUCCUGAAAAUGGCACACAUUCUGGCAAGAAGAUUGUGCUUUCAGGAAGGUACCAUGCACUUUCUGACUGCAACCCUUUCCCUCAUUUUGAUGUAUGUGCUCUGUCCCAUACUCUGGAGCCUUUGCAGACUAGUUCGUAUGACCCAGUGGCAUACCGUUUGGUGUCUGAUUUGUGCCCAGAAUGUCCUGCCACUUGCACUGUGCUUACUCCUAAGCAGGAGGAGAAUGGAGCUCUCGCAGAUGUAAAGCAAUCAGAGAACUGGCAAAGAGGAGAGAGGUGAAGCAAACACAAAUUCUUAAGGCAAUAAAACUGGGGGGUGUAUAUUAUCUUCUGGUGCAUGUUCUUUUCUGGAAAAUAUGGUAGCUCGCCAAGUGCAUCCACUAGUCUGAUAUUCAAACCCACAGUAUUUGUGAAUAAGUUUACUCCGUCACCCUACGUGGAGUCUGUGCUCACCCGACCGUGUGUCUCAUUGCCAGUGGUCAUCCACGGGCCUCUGCGGGGACCUGUGGUUCUUGUCACCUUGCUCUGUUGUGCCUCGUGACAGCAGCACAUUGCCAUUCAUCACCAGAACUAGUCCUCACAGCCAACAACCAGUUUUGUACCAAACUCGUCUGAUGUUUUGAUGCCAUUUGUCUUUUGUAAGGUUAAUUCAUUAAAAGUUUUAUGUACUUUGGUUUGCAGUGCCUGUAUCUUUUCACUUUCCUUUCUUUUUUUCUCCUGUGGUUUCCUGCAGAAUGGAAGUUUGCUUUCCAUCGUUCUCCCUUUUGACACAGUCAUUUCAGGUACAGCUCUGCAGAAGGGCACUGAGAUACCUGUGAAUAAUUCACAUUGGGGCAGAGUUUGCUAUACAGAUAAUUAGAACAGGAGUCCCUGGUAAGAAAGAAAUGAUGCUCAAUGUAUCGAAUGUUUUUUUUUUUUUAAAUUUAGCUAUCUUUUGAGAAUACUUUUAGGCAAAAAAUAUUUCAAUAAAAAUUCUGUGCAAGCUACAGAGCCCCUCUGUACACUAGGCACUUGUCUACAGUAAUACUUUGUUAGAGCUAGCAGACUCAAGCUGCAUAAGAAUAAGAAUAAUCUGGGAUCAGCUAUGUAAAUUUGGCAUCACAACAGCUUGAACUAACUGAGCGAAGCUGCUAAGCCCCACAAGCUGCCUAUUAUGUGUGGGGAGGCUUAAGAAGACUUGGAGCCAGUGUUCAUGCACUUGUCAAGAGGAAAGACCUGGGAGAAUUUGUCCUUGAAAACCCAACUCGAAAAUUGUUUGAUUUUUUCCUUUUAACAUAAAGAAAUAAUACUUCGUCAAAUGAUGAAAACAGAACAAUUGUGCAUACUGAAUGCUUAAAAGCAAAACUGCAAAUAGCAGCCAGAUCGAGCAAACUUGGUUUCUUAUUUUAGUUCAGGGCAGGCAUCUGUAGGAGGCAGAGGACCCGGAUGAGCUAUUAGGAAGCAGUUUAUUAGUGGGAACUCAGACUUGAAGCAAAAGUCUUUGGCUCUGAUUUUUACCAACUGUGGGACUUGGAACACAUCUCUUAAUUCCUCCUAGGAGUACUUUCCUCCUUGAAAGCUCACGGGACCGGGUUGUGAGUAAAUGAGCUAAUGACUGGGAGACAGCUUGGCAGGUAUCCAACUUGCUCUUGCCAGUGUGUCCACAGCACACACAGCUGUUCUGCCAGGACUUUGACUCAUUACUGUCCUUCAUUACCCAAAUGUGAAUAUAGCAUGACUUUUCCAAUUUUCUGCCUCUACCAGGAAUUUUUUGAUCCUCUAAUCACAACUCAGAAUUGGCCUUAAUACACCCAAAUCUACAAAAAUAAAGGUGACUGAAGCAAGAAAUAUGAUAUAAAAGCAUUUCUCUUUCCUCGUAAACCUUAGCUAGGAUGACAUAGGAUUUCAGUGAGUUCAAAACUGGACUCAUUAAUAAAUUGUAUUGAUGGUCAGCAGAAGCACCUGGUUGUCCUUCCUCCCUUACAUCCUGUAUCCCAGGUCACUUUAGGUCACCUGUCCUGAUACUCAACAACAGCUGGAUGAUUCACCAUGUUCCCUCAAAUGGACAGUGAAUUUGGAUUUGUGGUUAAAAGACCCCAAAAGAAGAAUUAUUUCCCAAAGUUAGAUCACCAGUCUGACCAUUCAAUAGAUUUGAAAGGAACUGAAGUCAUUAUCAGAGUCAACCUUGCAAAGGUCUGUGCACAUAUAGGUCUCUCCAUGUGUAGCAUUAGCAUCACUGGGAAACUUGUUAGAAAUGCACAUUCUAGGGCUGUGUGCAUAGCUCAAGUGGUAGAGUGCCUAUCUAGCAAGCUUGA